GAAGGAGAAGGAGAGAUCUUUGUUACAAACUUCCGUCCUUCCUCCUGCUUCUGUUCCCUUACCCUCUGCCCCCUGCAGAGUUCUGUUUUCUGGGAAUCAGCAAGUAAGAUCACAAGUAGUCUUUUCUUUUUUCACUCUCUCCCAUAAAGAAAGCUUUAUCACGUGCGGCCUUAAACUUGCAGCAAAUUGCAAAGAAAUGGCUCAAAGGCUUCAGCUCUUUCUGUGCCCUGGGAGCUGAGAUGCAUGUCAGUGGCUUUGCCAGCGUGGCCUGUUCCCUGCAGACUGCCAGAGAAAAGAGGCCAAGAGGAAAGAGAAAAGAGAAGAAACUGGCCAGGGGUGAGACCAUGCCCUGUAUCUUUACUUUGCCCUGAUCUGCUCUGUGUCCAGCGAGGCUCUCCCCACCUGACAAAAUUGCUCUAAGCUGCUGUAGGGUCCACCUGCUUCUUCUUUCAGGUUCUUGAGUGUGGUCCAGCCUCUUGCUGGGCACACGGAGGGGAAAUGGCCAUCUGAUCUCCACCUCCAGGUUGUCACAGAGCCAGGCUGAACUUCCUGUACUAUACAGCAAGUUUCCAUUAGCUAUCUAUUUUACAUACGAUCAGAAUCAAGGAACUUUUUCAAAAUGGACACUUCAUCCAAAGAAAAUAUCCGGUUAUUCAGCAAAAAUUCCAUGCAACCUGUUGGGAGGCUUUCUUUUAAAACAGAAUAUCCCUCCUCAGAGGAAAAACAACCCUGCUGUGGUCAACUAAAGGUAUUCUUGGGUGCCUUGUCUUUCGUUUACUUUGCCAAAGCACUGGCAGAAGGCUAUCUGAAGAGCACCAUCACUCAGAUAGAGAGAAGGUUUGAUAUCCCUUCUUCACUGGUGGGCAUUAUUGAUGGUAGUUUUGAAAUUGGGAAUCUCUUAGUUAUAGCAUUUGUUAGCUACUUUGGAGCCAAGCUUCACAGGCCAAAAAUAAUUGGAGCUGGGUGCCUGAUCAUGGGAGUUGGAACAUUGCUCAUUGCAAUGCCUCAGUUCUUCAUGGAACAGUACAAAUAUGAAAGGUAUUCUGUUUCCAAUUCCACUCUCAGCAUCUCUCCAUGUCUCCUGGAUUCAAACAAUUCAUUACCAAUUCCAGUUGUGGAAAAAUCACAAUCCAAAAUAAACAAUGAAUGUCAAAUUGAUGCCAGCUCCUCCAUGUGGGUUUACGUCUUCCUGGGAAACCUUCUUCGUGGAUUUGGAGAAACUCCCAUUCAGCCUCUAGGCAUUGCCUACCUUGAUGAUUUUGCUAGCCAGGACAAUGCGGCUUUCUACAUUGGAUGUGUGCAGACAGUUGCAAUUAUAGGACCAAUCUUUGGCUUCCUGUUAGGCUCGUUAUGUGCCAAACUGUAUGUUGACAUUGGCUUUGUAAAUCUAGAUGAUAUAACCAUCACCCCAAAGGACCCGCAGUGGGUGGGUGCCUGGUGGCUUGGCUACCUCAUAGCAGGAAGCAUCACUCUUCUGGCAGCUGUGCCUUUCUGGUGUUUACCAAGGACUCUACCAAGACCCAGGAGCAGAGAGGACUCCAGUUCCUCCUCUGAGAAAUCUAAGUUUAUUAUGGAUGAUCACACGGAUUACCAAACACCUCCUGGAGAAAAAGCAAAAAUCAUGGAAAUGGCAAGAGAUUUUCUGCCAUCACUGAAGAGUCUUUUUGGAAAUCCGGUGUACUUCUUAUAUUUGUGUGCAAGCACCGUUCAGUUCAACUCUUUAUUUGGCAUGGUAACUUACAAACCGAAGUACAUUGAGCAACAGUAUGGGCAGUCAGCCUCUAAGGCCAACUUUGUUAUCGGGCUCAUCAACAUACCUGCAGUGGCCCUCGGAAUAUUCUCUGGGGGAAUAGUUAUGAAAAAAUUCAGAAUCAGUAUUCGUGGUGCUGCAAAACUUUACUUGGGAUCAUCGGUCCUUGGGUACCUGCUAUUCCUUUCCCUGUUUGCACUGGGCUGUGAAAACUCUGAUGUGGCAGGAUUAACUAUCUCCUACCAAGGAACCAAACCUGUCUCUUAUCAUGAACGAGCUCUCUUUUCAGAUUGCAACUCAAGAUGCAAAUGUUCAGAGACAAAAUGGGAACCCAUAUGUGGUGAGAAUGGAAUCACGUAUGCAUCGGCUUGUCUUGCUGGUUGUCAAACCUCCACCGGGAGUGGAAAGGCGACUAUAUUUAAUAACUGUACCUGUGUGGGACUUGCAGCCUCAAAAUUAGGAAAGUCCUCAGGCAUGGUGGGCAGAUGUCAAAAAGAUAAUGGAUGCGCCAAAAUGUUCCUGUAUUUCCUCGUGAUUGCAGUCAUCACAUCCUAUACUUUGUCUGUAGGCGGGAUACCUGGAUACAUCUUGCUUCUGAGGUGCAUUAAACCACAACUUAAGUCUUUUGCCUUGGGUAUCUACACCUUAGCAGUAAGAGUUCUUGCAGGAAUCCCAUCUCCCAUAUAUUUUGGAGUUUUGAUUGAUACUUCAUGCCUCAAGUGGGGAUUUAAAAGAUGUGGCAGUAAAGGAUCCUGUAGAUUGUAUGAUUCAAGUGCUUUCAGACACAUAUAUCUGGGACUAACCAUGAUGCUUGGCAUAAUGUCCAUUUUCCUGAGUACUGCAGUGCUUUUCACUUUAAAGAAAAAUUAUGUUUCAAAACACAGAAGCUUCAGGACCAAGAGAGAAAGAACAAUGGUGUCAACAAGAAUCAGGAAGGAGAAUUGUACUACAAGUGAUCAUUUGCUACAUCCCAACUAUUGGCCAGGCAAGGAAACACAGCUUUAGAAAAAUGGUCACUUGAAGCCAUGUUUUCUGAUUUCUGGAAAUUCUGCAAACCAAUAUUAGUCAGAAGGGUUUUAAAUGUGUGAAUUCUUUCUCCUUUCAAAAAGCUGUCUACUUUGUUUUUGAUACUGUACCUGAUAACAAAUAUAAUUAAUCAUGUUAUAGAAGAUGUAGAUGGUAAAGUUAAUUAUACAUAUUUUAAAUUUAUAAACAAAUUCCUUAUAUCAUUUACUCAUUCUGCUGAAUUUUGCCUGUGCCCAUUGAUAAAUUAGCUGUACUUCUAGUAGAACAAUUGUCAAUAUAACUUAAUGGCUGUAUGUAAUUUCCAAACUGACAUACUUGCCUAGGAUAAGAGAAUACUUAAGGAAAAAAAAUUAAACAACUUGUGUGUGUGUUCAGUCACUCAGUUGUGUCUGACUCUCUGCAACCCCACAGACUGUAGCCUGCUAGGCUCCUCUAGUCCAUGGAAUUUUCCAGGCAAGAACACUAGAGUAGGUUACUACCAUUUCCUACUCCAGGGGGUCUUCCAGACCCAGGGACUGAACCUGUGUCUCUAUUGUCUCCUGCACUGGCAGACAGAUUCUUUACUACUAGCAUCACCCACCUAGGAAACAUCAUCCUUCAAAUAUCAACUUAAUGAUGAUGUUUGGAUAGAGUAAGAACAUGUAGAUGAAGAUUUCAUUUUAAGCUCCUUUCUUUUGAAAUAUAGUAACUGAUAUAGAUUACUAUAUCAAUCUAUAUAGUAUCUAUAUGCUCUAUCAUUGCAAAUGAUUUUGGAGGAUUCGAAUUUUGAAAUACUAACUCUUCUGCUGUUCAUUAUUUCUACUUUUUCUGUGAAAUUUUUUUAAGUGACUGUAGUUGUGAAGUAAUAAAAUGUAUAUGCUUUCCUGUCCUUUUAUGAAUUCAAUGAAGUAAAAAAUAUUGUUAAUACUGCCCACAUUUUAAAUAUAUAAGUAGCUCCAGACUUAUGACUGCGACAUGGUACUGAUAUAUAUUUGAAAGUGAAUUUCUGAAAAUCUACAAUGAACUUAUAUAUUAUGAUAGGAACACACAGUGAUGGCUUGAGUGGUGGUGGGUAUGGUCCCUUUUGGUGGCCUUCCUGGCAUCUGUCUCAAGGUUUCUGGAUGGGGUGGUACCACUGGUACACCCUGCCAUAUAGUUCUCUGUCUGCAACUGAAAAAGUCAAGCCAGGCAUUUCCUCUUGACUGACUUCCUGGUCUUGCUCUCACUAAAACUAGCAGAUUCAGCAGUCCGCCAUCGUCAAUCUUCAGCUCUUCCAUGUGUCAUGUCUUUCUUCCUCUAUCACAACUGCACCCUAGGAGGGACCUGACCUUCCCGAGAAAAACAGACCUAGGUAGAUCCACCCCUCCCUACCAGUAAA
This is a messenger RNA of Cervus elaphus (red deer), 4133 nucleotides long. It is a transcript of the gene SLCO1C1, whose product is annotated as solute carrier organic anion transporter family member 1C1. Bases 620 to 2755 code for a protein of 711 amino acids. The record is from RefSeq and is a predicted model, not a curated record. Gene Ontology annotation, cellular component: membrane. NCBI's taxonomy places the organism in Eukaryota, Metazoa, Chordata, Mammalia, Artiodactyla, Cervidae. The transcript has 16 exons. Gene Ontology annotation, biological process: sodium-independent organic anion transport; bile acid and bile salt transport; transmembrane transport. Gene Ontology annotation, molecular function: bile acid transmembrane transporter activity; protein binding.